Sabethes cyaneus is the source of this 1904-nucleotide messenger RNA. Its product is annotated as lipase 3-like. The transcript has 5 exons. Gene Ontology annotation, biological process: lipid metabolic process. The coding region runs from base 177 to 1745 and encodes 522 amino acids. The record is from RefSeq and is a predicted model, not a curated record. Lineage: Eukaryota; Metazoa; Arthropoda; Insecta; Diptera; Culicidae.
CGAGAUCCAGGCGCGUUCGGUUAGUGUGUUGCUCUAGUCGCGUGUGCUAGUGUAAAUUUUGCAUUUCAAGUGUUGUUCCUACAAUAAUCAGCAAAAAGUACCGGGUUCAACAACCAUACCAAAACACAAACCGGCACGGCCAUUCAAGAACCGGUUGGACGAGUUUUAAAAAAGCCAUGACCUUGGCCAAAGUAACCCAGCAUCGUUCGAUGCCGGUCACUCAUGGCCUACUUCUGUUGCUGCUGCUAGGAACCGGCCAGCGCAAUUAUGCGACCGCGGCCGUUACAUCGCCCGGCAGCGAAAGCAUCUUCGACAAUUUCAUAUCUGGUCUGAUGUCGAAGGCAGUGUCUGCAAAAAAUUACCUAGAAAUGGCUAGCUCGAAUGAGCGUGAUCCAGCGCUCCAGCAGCCGGUGCAUAAAACGGACGUAACAACUUCGUUUUACACUCACCACGGCACCGCCGGUUCAACAGCCGGCAUCAUCACUAGCUCGACGGUUGCCACUAGAACUACUACAUUGACCACCACCGAGAAUACACCGUUCUGGAACCCGUUCACCUGGCUUAAACCGCGAGCUGUGUCUAUUCCCUAUAAUCCAGAUACGGAUCUUACUACGCCAGAAAUCGCCGUUCGGCAUGGAUACAGUGCAGAGUCCCACACCUUAAAGACGGCGGACGGUUACCUCUUGACACUGCAUCGGAUUCCUUGUGGUCGUGCUGGUUGCAGUUCAGCUGGCAAAGGAAUGGGUCAACCUGUAUUCCUUCAGCACGGUCUACUAUCCAGUUCGGCCGACUGGCUAUUGAGUGGACCAGAGAAAGCUCUAGCCUUCAUCUUGGCUGAUGCUGGGUAUGAUGUGUGGUUGGGCAAUGCACGCGGUAAUACCUAUUCUCGGAAACAUGUAACCAUGAGUAGCGACGAGACGGCCUUCUGGGAUUUUAGUUGGCACGAGAUGGCUUUGUACGACAUUCCAGCAGAGAUUGAUUUUGUGUACGCAAUGCGAAAACUGGAGCACAACGACACCGCCCAUAAUCUACUGUACGUUGGACACUCGAUGGGAACUACGAUGGCCUUCGCACUGCUAUCCAGCCGCCCGGAAUACAACGAGAAGAUUGAAGCUGUCUUCGCAAUGGCGCCAGUCGCAUUCAUGGGACAUGUCAAAAGCCCAAUUCGUUUGCUUGCUCCCUUUUCUAACGAUAUUGAGAUGAUCCUGAAGUUCUUCGGUAGCAACGAAUUUAUGCCACAGAACAAAAUCAUUCGUUAUCUGGCAAAAUAUGGCUGUGAGCUCACGGAAGCGGAAAAGUACAUCUGCGAGAACACCGUUUUCGUGCUGUGCGGUUUCGACAAAGAACAGUACAAUGCCACCCUGAUGCCAGUUAUCUUCGGCCAUACGCCGGCCGGAACGUCGACCAAAACAGUGGUUCACUAUGCCCAAGAGAUUCACGAACAGGGCAACUUCCAGCAGUUCGAUUACGGCGAAGCGGAGAAUCAUCGCCGGUACGGUCAGUCUAAGCCGCCCAGUUACAAUCUAGACAACAUCUCGACCCCCAUUGCUCUGUUCUAUGCUAACAAUGAUUGGCUGGCAGGGCCGCUGGAUGUGGCCAAUCUGUUCAGCCGGCUGACGAGUACCUCGAUCGGAAUGUUCCGCGUACCGAACGAAAACUUCAACCACGUGGACUUUCUGUGGGGUAACGAUGCACCGGAAGUCGUCUACAAGCAACUGGUAAUGCUGAUGCAGCGAUAUAAGUAGUUUCAGCUGAGGGAGAAACCGAGGUGAAUGUUGAUAGGACUUGUCCUUUCAACGGAAAGCGUCAAUCGGGACAUGACGAGAAACGCUCUCUAGACAAAUCGAGAAACGCUUAAUAUUUGUUAUACUUUUAUACUUAGAGCAAAUGGAAGUACUUGUAGA